AUGGCCGGCGUCAUCAAAGAAGCUCGCAAGGACCACAAGCUUCUUCCCAUGCUCCAGACCUUUGAUGCCUGCGCUUACGGUGGACUUCCACUGGAGGAUACUGAAGCAAUUUGGGCUCGGGGGCAGGGUAUCAGUCUAGUCGACCUGUUCGCCAGCACAGGAGUCGGCUAUGUUACUGUGAGCGGUGCUCCUAUCAACGCUGAUAACGGUGCACCAACUGAGAAGCUCGUGGAACUAGCGGUCCCCAAGCAUGCGCCUGAAUGUCCGCACCCUUCGCUCUGUGACCCAACAACAGGUGACUUCAUUACAGGCGAUGUCUUUCUGGAAGUCGGAGCAGACCGUUACAUCUCCAAGGGUCGUAAUGACGAUUGGAUCAAGAUGGAGAUAUCGCUGCGCUGUGAUACGCGUUCCAUUGAGAACAACGCAUUUGAGACGUGUGGCAAGGAUCUCAUCAGCGCCGCGGUGGUUAUUGGAGCUGCCAGACUUUCACCAGACCUUUUUGUCGAGGCCAAACAAACUGAGGGGCAUGAUGAAUUGCAGGCUGAAGUUCUAGGUUGA
Fusarium musae is the source of this 558-nucleotide messenger RNA. RefSeq lists its product as uncharacterized. NCBI's taxonomy places the organism in Eukaryota, Fungi, Ascomycota, Sordariomycetes, Hypocreales, Nectriaceae. The transcript is spliced from 2 exons. The record is from RefSeq and is a predicted model, not a curated record. The coding region runs from base 1 to 558 and encodes 185 amino acids.